This is a messenger RNA of Danaus chrysippus (African queen), 2874 nucleotides long. Lineage: Eukaryota; Metazoa; Arthropoda; Insecta; Lepidoptera; Nymphalidae. The record is from the annotation of a GenBank genome assembly.
AUGGAGACGUGGUGGUGGAGUGAACCAGUACGCACAGCCCUUAGAAGAAAGAAAGAGGCGUUUAAAACAUGGCAAUCCACCAAGACAAAUGAAGAUAGGCAGCAGUAUAAACAGAGUAAGAAAGAGGCCCGACAAGUGAUCGCAGUUGAAAGAUCCAAAGCUACAAAAGAACUGUAUGCAUCCUUAGAAAAGAAAGACGGUCAUAAGCUCAUAUACAAGCUAGCUAAAUUGCGAAACCAGGCUACCAAAGAUUUUGUGAAGAAUAAAAUACUUAAGGGACCAGACGGAAAUCUAGUGUACAAUAGCAAGGAUAUCCUGAAAACAUGGCACCAGUAUUAUGAUGCAUUUUACUUUAUUUUUAAAAGUAAGAUUCGUUAUUCGUAUUUUCUCUUGCAGACCGCCGUUGUUGGGUCAAGAGUAACAUUGCCAUGCCGAGUGGAAAAUAAGGCAGGUCAAUUACAGUGGACGAAAGACGACUUCGGUCUUGGUUUACAUAGAGAACUCAGCGGUUACGACCGGUAUAAAAUGAUCGGAAGUGACGAAGAAGGGGAUUAUUCUUUAGAUAUUCGAGAUGUUACUUUAGAAGAUGACGCAAAAUAUCAGUGCCAAGUCAGCUCUGGUUCGAGAGGUGAGCCUGCAAUUAGGUCACGGUACGCCCGCCUAACAGUUCUAGUACCGCCAGAACCACCAAAAAUACUACAAGGGAAUUUCUACUCUACUAACGAAGACAGACUGAUUACAUUGGAAUGUGUGUCGGUCGGCGGAAAACCACCUGCGGAGAUCACGUGGGUGGACAGCAACGCUGGUGUCUUAACUCAGGGUGUUACUUAUACUGUGGAGCCUUUGUCUGACGGACAAAGAUUUACAGCCAGGUCUGUCAUUAAAAUGUCACCCAAAGAAGAGCAUCAUAACCAGACAUUCAUUUGUCAAGCACAAAAUACAGCAGACAGGGCUUACAGAGCUGCGAGUAUUCAAAUAGAGGUAAAAUACGCACCUAAAGUGAAGAUUGUUAUAAAUUCGGACAAACGAAUACCCGAAGGACAUGACGCUGUUAUACGUUGUCAAGCGGAAGCAAAUCCCAAUAACUUGACUUACAGAUGGAUUAUGAACGAAUCGAUUGUAGGAAAUACUUCAGUGCUGAAAAUUAACAACAUAACGAGAGCAUACAAUGGAGCCGUAUUAAAAUGCAUAGUUUUCAACGAAGUCGGAAAAAGCGAGGAAACUGAAGUACUUCAAAUCACUUAUCCUCCAUCAUUUCGCAAUCGCCCGAAAGACGUGGAUGCAGAAAUAGGAAAACAAGUUACAUUAAACUGUGAUGUAGAUGGAUACCCAGCUCCAGAGAUUAUAUGGAUGCAUUACGAAGAAGAUACUAAUAUUCGUGUGGGUAAAACACCAAAUUUAACACUAUUAGUGGAUACGCAUACAACUGGCCGAUAUAUGUGUAAAGCAAGUAUUGAAGGAUAUCCAGAAAUUGAGGCUGAAGCUUCAAUUUUUAUUAAAGGUCCUCCUAAAAUAAUUUCAAACCACACACAAUUCGGAUCUCAAGGUGACACAGUGAAUAUUGAAUGUGCUGCAUUCUCAGUUCCUAGAAUUGACUCUAUUGUGUGGACGUUCGAAGGAAAAGAAAUUGACUCAUUACACGAUCAGGAUUAUGCGUUCUUUGAAGAUCUACAGGAUGGUGGCAUUGUAAACUCAACGUUGAUCAUACGAGAUAGUCAAUCCAAACAUUUCGGUGUUUAUAAAUGCAAUGUCUCAAACGAUUAUGGAAGCGACACUUUACAAAUCGUUUUGAGGCCAAACAAAACAUUUCCGUUGUUGAUGAUUUUAUUCGGGGUGACGUCUGGGACAAUAAUGGUCGCGGCGGUGGUGAUGCUAGUAAUUUUAUGUCAAAGGAAACAAAGGAAGAACAAACAGACGCAAGUUACAGAGAAACCAGACGUUACGGUCACAACCGAGGAGCUUUUUAAAGAAAACGAUAGGACUUCGAACAUUAGUGAUCUAAAAUUGGAACUCAGACAAGCUAACGGCAGCUGUGAAAUUGAUUAUUCAAAUACGGGAUCAGACAGCACACUAUGCUCAAAUGCUAAAUUAGGCAGCGGUAUACCAUUAGCUGGUUCAGUUCCAUUGACGACGAUAAAUCAAAACUCCUACCAGCCAUAUAGAUAUAGUAAUGACUACACUGAUCCCGCAUAUGCUGAAUGUUAUAAGGUGAAUGGUUUUACGAACGGUUACCAGACUUAUGUUCAUUAUGGGCACGAUUAUACUCCUGGUUCGCUUCGGGUACAGUCACCGACAUUAGGCAGCGACAAACUGACCCCAAAUAGAUCCAUUAACGGCAGUCUACCAAGAAGCGUGGACACACCGUCUUCAGCUCAAUACAAUACAAGCAAUGGAUCUCAGAGCAAUUCCUUACAACGCUCUACGAAAAGGAACGAAAGUAACACGGCCUUGAAUAAUUUAGCCAACGACGGUCGUAUGCCAAAUGGUAUAAUUCAAGGGGUGGAUGUAAGAUAUGCGGCUACUUACGGUAAUCCUCAUCUUCGCACUGGUCUAACUGUUCACACAGCAAAGCCAGCGUCAACGCCAGCGCCACCCCCAUAUUCGUCAGUUAGAAACUCAGUGGUACUACCAUCAGGUCCAUCUUUGCAUUCUAUAACGUCACCCACAAGUCUUACAUCACCCCAAUGUGCCACAAGCCCUGUAACUAAUUCUACGAUGUCUACGGACAGCGCACAACCGGGCGUGACGACGUCUGCCACUCCUCAAUCGCCUAGCUCACAUUACAUACUCGCUCCUUCAAACCGAACCUUGGCCAAUACAAGCGUUACUAAGAAAGGUAACGCCCACCAAACGCCAUUAGCGACACACGUGUAG